GCCAUCACCCGCCUUCACACGGUGCGCUUGUUGUCAUGGCGAUGGAGUCAUCCCCGGGACGUGUUGCCAUGGAGAUGCCGGUGAGAGGUGCGCUCCCGGUGGUGGAGGAGGAUGAGGGCUCGUGCUUCCCGCCACUUCCCGGGUUCGAGGAGCGGCUACGGUACAGAGCUGGUGGCGGCGGAUGGAGACGGCGACGACGCGGGGUGCCGUUCAACCGAGCCGGCUAUUACAUGCUGGUUGUGAUCGGCGAGAUCGGUACCGAGUACCAGCUGGAUGCCGUCAGAGCUCACAUAGAGUCCGGAAUCCGAUCUUGGGAUGUGGACUUCAACUGCUGCGACCUUGAGCAGCAACUGCAGUUGUUUAUAACGCGCCACUCCGCCCAUUUCUCCUCGGACGUCAAAGGACAAAGGACUCUUUACUACAGAAGUGAUGUGCUAGAGACGGUGGUGCUUGUCAACCCUUCACAAGACACCGUCACAUCAGAGAUCCAAUAUCUCAUCACUGAUUCGGCGGGACACAAGCUUCUGAUCUUGAGUGGUCAUAGCUCGGAUCACGGUGGCCUUCUUCUUCAAACAGGGGUGUUCACCUACAAGACCUUUGCGAGUAUUAUUGCUGAUCCUGGGGUCAGUGAACUACUUGGCCCAUCAAUCCCCAAGCAGCAGGCUACACUUACUGUGUCCUGCCAGGGGGAGGUGGGCUGGAGCUCCUUGGGACAGCAGCAGCAGAUCCUGCGAGAGUUCCUCCAUUACAAACUAAACCCUGAGAUUGUCGUCCCCAAGAUGGAGGGGGUCACUGAGUUCACGGAGUACAUCUCUGCAACGGUUGAUGUUCCUUCACCUUUCGACCUACUGGAGCCACCAACAUCGGGCGGCUUCCUGAAACUGUCCAAACCAUGCUGCUACAUCUUUCCCGGCGGACGUGGAGACUCUGCGCUCUUUGCCGUAAACGGCUUCAACAUCUUAGUGGACGGAGGCUCCGAGCGGAAAUCCUGCUUCUGGAAGCUCGUCCGUCACCUGGACCGCAUCGACUCCAUUUUGCUCACACACAUUGGUGCCGACAAUCUCCCAGGGAUCAACGGUAUCCUGCAGAGGAAGAUAGCGGAACAGGACGAGGAGAAAUCUCAAGGUUCUACCAACUAUGGUGCUUGGAUCAAGAACCUGAUCUCACCAGAACUCGGAGUGGUGUUUUUCAACGUACCAGAGAAGUUACGCAUGCCCGAAUCCAACCUUAAAGUGAAACGAAGCAUCGAAGAGGCCUCUUUGACGUUGCAGUAUCUUAACAAACUGGGACUGAAGCCAGAGCCUCUCUUUCGAGUCGUCAGCAACACCAUUGAACCCAUUACCCUGUUCCACAAGAUGGGAGUGGGCAGGCUGGAUAUGUACGUUCUCAACCCUGUCAAGGAAAGCAAAGAGAUGCAGUUCCUCAUGCAAAGGUGGGCUGGCAACAGCAAGGCCAAAACUGGAAUUGUGUUGCCAAGUGGAAAAGAAGGAGAAAUAUCUGUGCCCUACCUGACAUCCGUUACUGCCUUAGUUGUCUGGCUUCCGGCAAACCCGACAGAAAAGAUUGUCAGAGUUCUCUUUCCAGGAAACGCACCCCAAAACAAGAUCCUGGAAGGCCUGGAAAGGUUAAAGCACCUUGACUUUUUGCGUUAUCCUGUAGCUACACAAAAAGACAUUGCUUCAGGAGCUCCUCCAUCCAUUGUAAAACAGAGCAAGUUAAAACAAAGGACCGACAGCAAAGAGAGCCUUAAAUCUUCCCCAAAGACCACCGCAAAGUUCAAUAAGGAAAAACCAGAAGGACAAGAUGAUGUGGUCGUCGGUACAGAGACAAAGAGUCUACCGGUGAAAGAAAGCGUAUCUGUGAAAAAAGAUCCCAAAAAGCCUAUCAAAACCAUCAAAUCUAAAACGGACAUGCCAGAGAAGAAGAAACUUCUGAAAGAAAAAUCCUUGAAAAAACACUCCAAGGAAAGGGUGUCAAAGAUGGAUGAGAAAAAAGACAAGGAGAAAAAGGAGAUCAAGAAAAUAAAGAAAGAUGAGUCUUCCAAAAAAGACGAAAAGAAAGAUGGGAGGUCCAAAGAGGACAAAAAGAAAGAGACAUCAAAACCUGAACUGAGAAAAAUAGCAAAGCCUGACCUCAAACCUCUCACGCCAGAAGUCCGAAAGACAUUACACAAAGCUAAAGUGUCAAGUAAAACAAAGACUGUAAAAACAAAAGCAGUGAAGGCUGAAGCAUCUGAACCAAAGCCAGAGGAACCAAAGACUGAAGGAAAAGAAAACAGAACCGAAAGCAUUCAACUGGAGCCAGAAUGUAACACAGGCACAUUUCUUCCCUCUGCACCUGAAGAUCUCACAGAGGACUUUGACCUGACCAAAACUGAAGCUGUAGCUGAUCUCGGUGAUGGCGUGACUUUGCAGAAGCCUGCUCAAAGCCUUACCCAAGAGGAGCCAGAGGCACCAGACACUGAACGCCUAACGGUAGAGUCUCCUGAUGAGGAUCUACCGGUUCCACUGAAGGAUGGUGGAGAUGCCAAAUAUGAUGAUAGCAAAGACACAGAAGAGACAGAACAGUUUGAAGAUGAGGGAGCUGCAUCCCAGGAUGAGGAGGAUGACGAAGAAGAGGCCGCAACUGCCGAGGCAAAGAGUGAGGAAGAGGAGGAUAUGGGUAUUGGAGAAGAAGAAGAUGAAUUCCAAAUGAAGGAGCACGAUGGUAUGGACUUAAAAGAUGAAACUGAAGAAGUAGAGAAAAGAGUACCGCUCUCAGCAAAAGAGGAGGAAGAGGACGAAGAGCCAGUAGAAAAGGCUGAACUGGAGGAGGUGGAAGAUCUUGACGUGAUAGCAGAUGAAGAGCUCAGCAGCGAAGGCGUGGCAGAAGAGCCAGUGGUCGGUGAGAGCCAAAUGGACACCUUGACCACAGCCAAACAUGAAGAAGAGGAGGAAGAAGAUGGCUACCUUUCACACAUGGGAGGGGAAACAGCUCCCAUAACCACAGUUGCUCAGGGGGUCGUAGAGCCCAUCUCCUAUAUCCAAGACGAGACCAUUCCAGGCUACUCUGAGACAGAACAAACCAUUUCUGAUGAGGAAAUUCACGAGGAAGCCGAGGAGAAGAUACCACACCUUCAGUAUGACGUCUGCAUGUAUGACGUCUCGGUUCCGGAGCAAACUGGCUCAUUUGUAAACAUUCCGGGCGUGAGGGAGAUGCAAGCUACAGCCAUGACUGGGAAAGCUUCCAUCCCGGGUGUGCAGGAGCAACUAUCAAUGUUCACCAACAUCUUCACUGCCCCUCUCGCGGAAGAAGAGCAUGUGUCCUCUGCAACGUCCAUCACAGAGUAUGACAAACUGUCCUCGCUCCCCACUUCUAUUGCCGAAGACCAGUCCGUUGCAUCCACCGUCGCACCUGAAGAACCGCUCAAAAUCAGAUCGACUGAUGCCACCCGAGAGAAAGAGCUUCUCUCAUCUGGAACGCUUUCACCGUCGUCUCUUGAAGAGAAGUCCCCUUCUGCUGACUUACAGCUUCCUCUUGAAGAAACAAAGAUGGCUGUCAAGGUUCCUGUUUGCCAUGAUGACGACGACGAGGAAGAAGAGGAAGAUCAAACACCUAAUGUAGAUAUCUCACUAGAAAAACUUCAAGAAGGCUAUGCUUCAUCACAGACAACGACGGGACAAGACAAAGAUGCUGAAAAGCAUUCCGACUCUUCAUCUCUUCUUUCCAAAUCUCUUGAGGAGGACAAACCAAUCCACUUCCAAACUGAGGAGGAGAGUGGAGAUGUGGUGGCCCCGAUCGGUGUUUCAUCAGUUAUUCCUACCAGGCCGUUUGGUUCGGACUCUGUAACAUCAGAGAGUGAGGAACGUUGUUUCAGUCCUGAUGACAUCACUGUGAAAAUGGCCUCCCCGACACAAUCCGGCCCACCUAGCGCCACUCAUUCUCCUCUUCGUCAUUCAUCAGUUGGAGCAUUCGCAGAUUUGGAACUCCCGAUGCCUGAAGACCAAACCCUCAAGCACAAAGAAGUAGUUCAAAAAGACUCAAAGCAGGAUGAAACAUUUGGCGAGGACUUGAAGGAGGUUCUACCUGUCGAGGAGCCCGAUUUUCUUGAUGAUGAUGAAGAUAAGAAGAAAGAUGAUCAAGGUGAAGAUAGUGCUGAAGUUACAACCACUCUUGCAGUUGAACCAAAAGACAAAGAGGACAAUAAACAUGGUGCGUCUGUAUUGCAAGAACUGAAAGAUGACCAGAAAUCUGAAUCUGCACUCCAGGAAGAUGUUUGCGCUGUGAAAGCCGUCACAGAUCAAGAGUGCGAUGAAGAUGCUAAGACUUCCAAUGUUAAACCACCUGAUGGUGCCAUGAAAGGUGAUGUUAAAGAACAGGCAAAGGAUACAAGCCUUGUAGCUGAACUUGUGAAAGAAGAAAUCAUUCCUUCUGAGGAAAAGCACGUCAGAGAUGAAGACUCUGACCUCAAAGACACAAGUGAAGCUACGAAGACAGAAACUGGGAGUAAAAUAAUGACACGGGAGGAGAAAGACGAGGAGGGAACGUUUGACUUCAUGGCGGCAAAACCUGAAGAAAAGCAGAUUGAAAGUGUCCACAGCACAUUUCUGGAGAAAGAGCCAGAAGAGCAUACAUCUCUCACGGACCCUUGUGAGGAUGAAAAACAGGACAGCAUCGUAAAGUUUACUCAACUCACCAAAGAAGACAGCGUUUGCACGGCCGCAUCAUCGCCCGUUGACCACAUUACUGCCAAAGCAAAAGAUAAGGAGACGGAGGAAGACAUUCAGUUGAAAGGUGAUCAAUUGUCAGCCGUACUAGCAAAGUCACAACAAUCGUUAUUAGAAAAGGAUAUCAAAGAGACAGAAGAGGCCCUUUAUGAAGAUAAAGUCUGCAUGGCCGACACCGUGCAAGAUACUGUUCAAGUCAUGGAAAAGGCUGACGAUAAGGUGGACACCUUCACUGUCCAGCCAUCCAGGGAGAAAGAAGUGACACCUUUGGAUCAAAGGGUUGCCAUCGGAUCUAUGGUAGAAGAAAGAGAGGGAAUAUGUACCAAAUCCACUGCAGAGGAGGAAUGCAAAGAUUCUUUUGAUGUAAAACAAACCAUAGUGGACAAGAGCGUUGAUUUGGAAGAAAAGGUCACAGAGGAACAAGCUAAAGAGACACAGAAGGAUGGAACUAAACAGAUGAAGCUUGAAGGUGAAGAAACUGAAGAAAAGACUGAUGGCUCUGGUGUUGUGUGUGAUGUACCAGAGAAAGAGGAAGAGGAGAUGCAAAAGGACGUUGAUGUUACCUGUGUCCAAACUACGGAGGAUGAAAAGCGGGAAAAGAGUGCUGUUAGUGGCUUAGAGGUUAAAAUCCCAGCGACUAAAACGUUAAGUGAAGUUGACACCAAAACCGAAAAGGACAACGUUGUAGAGCAUAUGGAGAAUGUAAAAGAGAUAAAGGUGCAAGCUGAUGACCUUAAUGAGAAAGUGAAGGAUGUAGUCAUUGAAGGUGAUAACAAGGGAGAGUCUGGACUGUGUCCGAGUGGAGACAAACAUGAUUCGAAGAAGGAAUCCGAUUCCCCAUGUAGCACCCAACAGGUUAUAGUGAAGCAUGAUUCUACUUUGGAGGCUGAUGUUAAGACAGAUGAUAAGGUUGUUCAUUCCGUAGCCCAAACCAUGGAAGGAGACAUGGAUACAAAGAAGAUGCUUGAAGAAACCUCUCACAAACUGACUGCAUCUCCCAGAGAGGAGGAUGCCCUGGUGGAAAAACUGCAAGAAUUAACAGAAGUCAAAUCAAGUAAAGACCAACAAGAAACUCAUCCUGACAUUUGUCAGUCCCUCCAGUUUGACGACGGAGCUAAAACCGUUAUCAGCACAAGUGAGAAAAAGGAGAAAGAAAAAGAUGAUUCUUGUAUUGCCGAACUGAAUAAGGAAAAGAAGAUGGAGAAGGAACAAGAGAAAGAGAUGACUUGUGAGGCAGAAGAGACAGAAAAGAUGAAGGAAAGUUCUUUGUCUGACAUGAAGGUUGAAGACGUCAGUGAGAAAGAACAAUCUGAAGCCAAAGUAGAGAAAUGGGAGCGAGAGGAGUUACAAGAGAAGGACCUUGACAAAACCUCCAAACAAUCUCCACAAACCGCAUUCACAGAAGCCGUGUUGGGUUCAAAGUCCGACUUCCAGGUUCAGUCCUCAGAAGAAGACAGGGAAGAUGAAGAGGAGGAGUAUAUUUGUAUGGGCUCUAGACCUUUGUCAGUGGAGCCGAGAAAACCAGAAACAUUCCAGUCAAGUGAUGAAAUUAAAGAGACCACACCCAAACAAACCAUAAUAGUCAUACCGACACUUACAAUGCAAGAGCCUUCAUUGGACGAAGACAUUAAAGAUAUUUUAACCGAAGAAUUAAUUCCUUCUGCAGAUGCUGCGGAAACUGUAUCCACGCCUGCACCAAUGGCCCCCCCAGAGCCAUCUUUUACUAGUGACACAACUUGUACUCCAAAACAAGAGCCAUCCUUCCAUGUAUCCGACUCAAAGACACAACAGGACUCCAGCUUGACUGAGGUAAAACCUGUAUUGUCAGCAAUAUCCAGCACUGAAAUAAAAAGCACCGAGAGCCCAGCCACAGUCCAGCCUCAAAGAAGUUCAGAGUCCAUUGUUAAGCCGGUGCAAGAGGAUAAACCCGUUAAAGAGGCAGAGCGGGAGAUGGAAGGAGAACGGGAGGUGGCUUCCCCAGGCUUUUCCCAGCCUUGUUCAUACUUCCUGCUGGAUAAAGACUCCGAUGACAGCGGCCCCACUGAAAAAGGUGCCAACAAGGACACCACUGAUGAAACUGAACUUCAAGAUGAAAACAAAUCAUUUGCUGCAUCCAAGUAUGAACCGUAUGAGAAGCCCAUCUCUACAGAUCCUGACACCAGAGAGGAGACUGAUGUGUUUCCAGGUCAUACCUCCGAGAUCAGCAUGGAUGAUAACAGGAGAGCGAGUCAAACAGAGGCAGCCAUGUUCGUGCCAGAAAAUCAUUUCAAAAAAGAACCUGUGUAUUUAAGUGGCGUUGACGACAGCCCCCAGACUGAAAGCCACCGAUGUGCCUCCCCAAACCGUGAAGACAGAGAGAAAGGGCAAGAAGAAGAGAGCGUAAGAGAGGAAAAACCAGACAUGUCUCCUGCUGGAAAUAACGUUUCAGCCAUAAGCAUACAAGACAAUAAAAUCACCCAAGAGUCUUAUAGUCCCAAAGCGGACAAACCAGAAAAAUCAGAGAAAGAGAAGGAGGAUGUGAAGGAAGGAGCUUCUGGAGCUUUUCAAAUAGGUGAAAGGGAUGAGACCCUAUUUGGUGCUGCUACUCAUUCCACGGGGGCGCCGUCAAGAAUAGAAUUCUCACUUGUUGGUGAUGAUGCCUCUGCUGCUCCGACAGGACAAGAAAAGGACAUUGAAAAAAAAGAGAAAGAAAAAUCUGCUGAGUUCCUGAAAGACAGGAUGGAGUUCUCUGACCAGGAAGACUCUCCAUCGGAUCGACAGUCACCAGCCGAAAAAGACUCUUUGCUUCAAGGUGCUUCAUGCUCCGCUAGAGAAGACCAAGCAAACAGAUCAAGCACAGGCUCAGCUUCCUCUUGUAUGGGACAACCGAUAGAUGACAACAUUCGUGCUUCAGACAUUAGUCAAUCUGUGUUAGAGUUUCCCAAAGGCAAAGAAAGCCUUAUAGGUACAAGAUUACUUGUAGAGGGUGAAGAUUUCAACGUUGAUGAUGAUGAUGAAGAUGAGGAUGACGAGGAAGAUGAUUCGAGCGAUGUUGAUAUGGAAAAGGGAGCCAGAGAACAGUCUGAAAAGGAAACCUGCAGGAGUAGGCCGGAUGAUAACGUGACUGUAACUUUGUCUGAGGACUCAAACAAAAUGUCGCCUGAAGCGAGCUUCCUUAAAGAAGAGAUUCCGUCCAAAGUUUCACCCGAUGGUGCCUCAGAUAAUGAAGCCUCUGGGAUGUCAAAGCAGGACACAAGUAAAAAACCAGCAUCUGGUGACACCACAGCAACCCCUGCUGAUAUGAGUACACUUUCUGACACCAAGAGUGAAGGUGAAGUUACAAGCUUUUGUUUGGUUACCCAAACAAUGGAAGUUAAAGACAACAAUCUUCUUCCUCCUCAGCCAACAACACAGAGAAGGUUGUCAUUUGCUGAGGACGUUUCUUCAUCUGAGUUGCAGCAGUCAAAGAAAAAGGAUGAGGACAAAUCAUCUCUAGCUUCACAAUCAAGCGUUCUGACAAAAGAUCCUUGUCCAUCAUCACCCACAAGCAAUCUCAUUAGCAGCUCAGCACCAUCUGACCCACCAACAUCCACAGCCAUGCCCGCAUUUGAUCCAUUGGCUCUGCAAACUGAAAGCUAUGCUGAUAUCGGACAGAGCGGACCUACAGGUCACUCUGAGUUUCUUCAAGCAGGUCAAAAGGACCAGCACUUUAUCAUCCAACCAGUUAGGCUAAGCAGUGAGGAAUAUUACCAAAGAGACACCCAAGAAAAAAGUUCAGAUCUGACUACAAAAAAGGAGGAUGAGGUUCUCACAUCCACCACUUUGGCACCUCCAUCUUCAACCACUGAUACAGCCCCCUUCUCAAGUUCUCACCCUUUGGGUCAACAGCUUGAGGACAAACCUUUUGUCAGCGAAUCAAGCAGGUCAACCCAAAAGGUGCCAUCAUUUGAUAGCGGGUUUUUAAGCUCAGCCUCUGGUGGCCUUCAGACAGAUGAGUACAUGGAGGUGAUGUCUAAACAUACAGAUGAGUAUUUGCAAUCUGAGGAGACCAAAAUGUCACCUCUGCAACAUACUGACGCCUCAAAACUGGCAGAGAUGUUUUACACAUCCCAAACUUGUUUCGAUGUCUCUCCACAAAGGGCUGAAGCCACUGACAAAGACCUUUGUCCCUUACAGUAUGACCCUGAAUGUCAAAAAAUGGAAGUAGUGAUGAAAACAGCUCAACGUGGAUCUUCAGAUAGUGGUGCUUUGAAUACCUCAUGUGCCAUCGCCGACCUGCCCACAGCAGAAGAAGGAAAAGAGAAAAGUGUGAAGACAUCUGGGGCUGAAAUGGAGGAUACAAAAAUUGACAGUGAAGUGGAAAAGGAAAUAAGUGAAGCAGCAGGACAGCAAGAAGCCAAGACUCUUUGCAAAGAGAAGCUGUGCAAAGACAGUGCUGAACUGAUAAAACCUUCAGAGACCAAGACCAGUGAAAAAGAAGACUCCACGAAGGAGGAAGGAGAAUCCAAAAGUCCAGAAGAAAAAGAAGGCUUUUUGGAAAAACUACAAGAGAGGUUCGAGGCAAGACGAAAGAGCAGUAUUUCUGAUUGGGAGCUGCUACAGAAGCCUGAUGAUUUCCCAAGUGCCCCUCCACCAGGUUACGGUGACCAAGAGGAGAAAGCAAUGGAAGCCUUUGAAUUGAUGGCGAGCAUCCACGGUGCCUCUCUGUUCUCCUCAAAAGCAACCUCUUCCACAGAAGCAUCGAGCAAAGCAAAAACUGAUCGUCCAUCCGAUUUGAGUACCAGUGCCACCUCUCCCUCCCCUCUGGUGGACUCCUCCUAUGAGUAUAAACAGCGUAAAGGAGAACUCUCUCCCUCCUUCAUCAAUCCUAGUCCACAUCAGUUCUCUGGUGAUGAGCACGAAGAGGACGACCCAAGUGACCACAACCAGGAAGGAAGAGAUGCAGAUCACGAACAAAGAUCAGUGAAAAGGAAGACACACAAGCAGAAGCGUCACGCUCACGGAGAUGCUGGUCAUCCGUUUUCUUGUGCUGCGUCACAUGGGCUGACUGGAACAUUAGCUGGAGAGGAAACCCCGCCUACGUCGGUGAGCGAGUCACUGCCUUCACAAUCGGAUUCCGAUGUUCCACCGGGAACAGAGGAGUGUCCAUCCAUCACCGCAGAAGGUAACCUGGACUCAGACGAAGAGGCUGAACAUCUGCCUGUGGACAAAUUGUCAGCUUCCAGCGGCCAACGUGCCUCCAUCACCGGGGCAGCUCAGAAGACGCAUGAUCCUCUUCCCACCUCCAUGAAAGACCCAUCUCCAAAACCUCCCCAUCCAGAUGUGUGCAUGGUGGAUCCAGAGGCUUUUCUUCUUGAUGCCAGUAGCACAGAAAAACUUCCCAGGAAAGACCACAAGACCACCAGGAGCCUCAGAAAAGCCAAACCCAAAUCGUCUUCCCCUGCUCGGAAGGGAGAAGUCAGGAAGAGGUCCUCCACUCCAGUGAAGCAAGCCCACAAGGACUCGGCCUCCCCCCGAUCAACCUCCCUCAGGAGGAAGGACCCAGAGAGGAGCUCCAAGCUGGUCAAGAUGUCUGAGAACCAAGGUUCACGCAGUGAUAUCCUAAAUCCUGGGAAGGGCCUUGUCAAUGGAGUGAAGAGCAGUGCAGGAAACAACUCUCAGAAAGCCACUUCGGCUGUUCCUCCUGGACCGCCAGUCUACGUGGACCUGGCCUACGUGCCCAACCACUGCAGUGCCAAGAAUGUGGACCAAGAGUUUUUCAAGAGAGUGCGGGCGGCGUACUAUGUGGUGAGCGGGAAUGACCCGAGUGGCGGGGAACCCAGUCGCACAGUCCUGGACGCCCUGCUGGAGGGUAAAUCUCAGUGGGGCUCCAACCUGCAGGUCACUCUGAUCCCAACUCAUGACACAGAGGUGACCAGAGACUGGUACCAGCAGACCCACGAGAGGCAGCAGGACCUGAACAUCAUGGUCCUGGCCUCCAGCAGCACCGUUGUCAUGCAGGACGAGUCUUUCCCGGCCUGCAAGAUAGAGUUUUGAGUCUGGCAUCUAACUCUCACCCAUCUGGACCCUCCGAACUCUCUUCCUCUCUUCGUCAUCAUCGAGUCUGACCAGCUGCUCCUUGCUCCUUCACAGCGGUACCAACUCAUAUGCUCAGUCAUGCCUAGCUCUCAUGCUGAUACAAGUGCUAAUAUUUGGAUGAAAGUUAAGUUAUUAAAGAAAAAAAAAAUCUCUUAGGCAGAAUAUUUGACCAAAUUAGUGAAUACGCAUCAUUAAAUACAAUAGGAUUCAUCAAGAAAAAAUGAUUACAUGGAUGAAUACGCUAUUAUCUCAAAGAAAACAAUUAACCGAGCUUGACUUUCCUGAGUGAUACCUAAGCACUAUUCACUUUAUUAGGUAUACCUGCUUAUAUACCUGCUUAAUCAAAUCUUUGUUAUUAUAUCACAGUUAUUACUUUUACAGUGGAACCCGCUUAAGUUGGUCUCGCUUAUGCUGCCAAUCCUUCUAUGGUGACCAACCAUCAAAUCCCAAACUGCUGUGUACUAAAAACGCUUAAGUCGACAUACACUCCGGUCCAAAAGUCCAAACCUACAAACUUUUGGAGGGCAGUGUACGUUGCCUGACUGUUUUUGUCAACAUAAAAAUUGCGUCCGUUUAUGUCGACAUGUGUUGCAGUAUUGUUAACUAGCGAUCGCCAAGCAGCUUGAAGAGUCAGCAGUAACAUAACAAGUUACAAGUUACACAGCAUGAUGAAACCUUACAGUGACUUCCUGUUCUGUACACUUCAACAUAAAAGCAUAGCACUGUAAAGUGGUGGGUAUAUUCAAAGGCGCUAUUUCAUUGUUAUUAUUAUAAUUAAUAAUAGUAAGGGGCAGGUGUUCCUGAUAAAGUGUCGUCUGAGUGAAAUCCUGAAGACGUUUCAGCACUGAUGACCUCUCUGCUGCUGGAUGCAUGGCUUCUUUUUGAUGAGCAGUCCCGAUGAAUAAUUGUUGGUGGAGACGUUGGAACACAACACAAAUGUUGUUUGAUGUCAUUUGUGCAGCAAAUGUAGCAACCUGUGUUUCAAAGCUCAUCUUUACUUGUUUCCCAGUGAACAAAAUGUGCAAAAUGAGAAUGAAACAGAAACGAAAGAAAAGAAAAAUAUAUAUGGUACUAUGAUAAAGUGGUAUGGUUUGAGGAAAAAAAGUUGUAUAUUGUACUUUCAAGUUUGUUUUUUAUUUUUGAGAACAUUUUUUCUUCACAAAAAAGCUUGUAUAUUUUGGAGAAAAUUUGCUUUUUGGGGGGGACAGAACGAGAUUACCGUAAUUUCGGCAAAUGUGACAUCCACGUAUUUUAUAUUUUUCAAAAUAUAUGUCAAAAAUCUACAUUUCCCAAUAUGCUUAGAGUGCAGCUCCAGAAAGUAGUGAUGUGGACGAGUGAAGUGGAAGCGAAUAUCACGGUUUAAAGUCUUAUGCAGCGACUUCCGACGCAUGUUUGACCAAGUGUAGAAUCACUAAAGCCUUUGUUAGGACAGCUAACGUGUUUCGAAAGGCUGGAGUACUGCGUGAUGAAGAGGAUAGGUUAAGCUAAAUGGCUAAUUUAGUGACAGUAUUCUGGUGGGCUACUUUUUAACUAGCCAUAUUACACACACUGUUCUCUUUAUUUAAUCAAAAGUUCAAAAAAAGUACCGUCUUUCUGUGUACUAAAUAUUUCAUGAUGUAAAUACUUAUACAGUAGAAGCCUGUAUAUGUAUUGGUACAUAUUGGUGCGCUCUAUAAUCUGGAAAUUAUGAUAAAGAGACUUCUUUCUCUAAAAAAAAUGUUUCCUUUAAAAUAUACAAGUUCUUUCAUGUAUUUUUUUCUCAAAACACCAUCGGCUUUUUUAUAUAUGCAACUUUAUUCUUAACCAUUGUAUCUUUUUGUCAUUUCAGCAAUGUACAGACAGUAGAGUCCAUUCAUAGACAUGGACUCGUGUGGCCUGAUGAAUAGUUUGAUUCUUGUAUGAAGCUAAUAGAAGAAACUAGAAUGCACUUUUUGAGAAAUGGAGCAUGGGAUGUUUAAUUGUAUUGAAGCACAGUGAUGACCUCAACAAUGUACCCCACUGCACAUGUGACAUUGCAAUGUAAAUAAUCAUAUUAAUAACUGAGCUUGCUAGCAACAGAUGGUAUAAUUAAUAUUGACAUGAGUAUGAAUGUUCCAGACAACGCUUGUUGGAAUGUGUGUGUGUGUGUGUGUGUGUAUAGGACAUAUGUACACUGAGGAGUUUAGUUUUUUAAUACCGCAUGCUUGACAUGGGUUGCUGGGAAUGUCUUAAAGCUAAUUUAUUUUAUUUACUGUUAAAUUAACACUGAAAUGACAACUCACUGAAUAUGAUUCACACAUCCGAUGACAACAUCAACCCCAUUUUUCUGCUUUCCAGAAAAAUCCAGCAAGGAGAUAUCUCAAUCAAAAUAAAUAUAAACACAAAACAAGGUUGUCAAACGUGAUAAGCACUGACGCUAACAUCAAACGUUUUUACCGAAGGGUGUUGCAGCCACAAGGGGGUCCCUAAACCACCAUCAGUUGUUUACUGCUUAUGGCCCCCAGAUGUCCACACCCACUACUGCUUAGACAGUGGAAACCGCUUAAGUUGACAACCCGUGUAUGUCGAACAGUCAAUCAAGUCCCGGUCCGUGUUCAUCAAACAUGCCCGCUUAAUCGGACUUCAAAAUACAUUGUCAGUAGCUUUUGUCAAAAUAAAAUUUGGAUUGUAAUUCUAUGAUUCUAUGAAAAAAAAUCUGUUUAUGUCAACAUGUGUGGUAGUCCUUCGUAUUGCUAAGCCACAACAUUUCUAUGUCUUGUUAUACAGCAUUAAAACAUACACACACAGUGACUUCCUGUUCAGUGCAAAAUAAGCUUGAAAAUGAAGCAUUUUGGUUUCAACCUGAUUCUUUAGCCAAUUUCAUUUUUUUAAGAGGUUAGCCACUGAACGAGAGAUUUGUUAUAUAAGAUAAGUGAAAAUAUUGUAACGUGGGUGGAAUGAGGAUGAGGCAGGAACACCUUGCACACAUCAGCCUUUUAUUGGAGUCACCGCAGCGCAUACUGAUAAGUCGUACUCCACAUGUCAAUGUGACAAAGGUGGCACUCCGACUCUUCUUCUCUCUUGCACUGGCUCCAACUAGCAAGCAAACGCCACAGCUUAGACACAAUACUCAUACUCAGACUACAAUAUCAUAUGAGAAGGUGAAGAAUCGAAAUAAAAAUAUGCACAAACUGCCGUAGGUUUAAAAAAAAUGCCCAUUCUCCUUAUGUCUCCGGACAAACACAAGUAAAUGGUUAGUUUUGGGUGGGAGUGCCACCCACUAUGUCAAUAACUGCUUAUGUCAACGUCAGUCAGCCAGUCCGAGAGGCGUCGAGAUGAGCAGGUUCCACUGUAGUAUUUUAGCGCGUGACCUCCGCCAUUGGAGUGUGAUGGAAGCCUCUCAGUGCCUGGAUUUCACAAGGAGGCAUUUCAUCUCCCUUUACCUUAUCAGUGGUCUGAAAUCUCCCAAAUUUUCUGGAAUGCAGUAAACAACGUUCUUGAAAGUUUGUCAACGUUUCAAGUUGACUGAGAAAAUAGUUCUGUGAGUGAAGAGUCAGGCUGAGAUGUAAAGUAUUUUUAUGAAUGUAAACAUUGAAAGCAUGGACACAAAAGAUCCAUCGAAGCAGACUUAGUGGAACUGUUCUAACGAGCCAAGUUGGGUUUUCGGCGGACAGGACCAUUGCUUGACUUUGGCUGCAACCUUUCCUGAAUAUGACUUGAACACACAUGCAGAGUCCAAACACGUACAUGAAUGUACCGUGCACACACCUGUACAUAUCAACAACAACAACAACACCUGCAGUUCUACAUGCACAAAAAACAUCUAAUCCUUCUGCAUGUUACUUAUUUAGUUAGAAUCCUGAAUGUAAUUGUUUAACAUGGGAGUACUACUACGCAACUUUAAUGCUAUUUUAAAGGUCUGACAAACGCUUAGUUGUGGAAAAAAAAAAAAAGCCAACCUUCUCUUCUUCUGGGCUGUGCUUCUGUUUGUUUACGUCGUUACCAAGAUGACGCUGUAUAACUGACUUAACUUUGUUUAACGUUUGUUUGGCAACUUAUAUCAGCCGUCUUCUUCCGAUAUUUCAACUUGUCUCUUUCUCUCUGGUACAAGUAGAAGUGCUGCAGAUUCCGUUAUUGUAAAAGGAAACCAGCCUGGUGGUCAUCCAUUAAAGUACCCUCAACUCUAAA
Messenger RNA from Doryrhamphus excisus (bluestripe pipefish), 14909 nucleotides. RefSeq names its product microtubule-associated protein 1Ab (gene map1ab). Gene Ontology annotation, biological process: microtubule cytoskeleton organization; axonogenesis; dendrite development. Gene Ontology annotation, molecular function: actin binding; microtubule binding. Lineage: Eukaryota; Metazoa; Chordata; Actinopteri; Syngnathiformes; Syngnathidae. Gene Ontology annotation, cellular component: synapse; dendrite; cytosol. The record is from RefSeq and is a predicted model, not a curated record.